AUGGAGGAGAAAGUAAAAACCAUGCAGGAGAAAGUAAAAAUCCUAACCCUGGAGGAGAAAGUAAAAACCCUGGAAGAGAAAGUAAAAAUCCUAACCCUGGAGGAGAAAGUAAAAACCCUGGAGGAGAAAGUAAAAACCCUAACCCUGGAGGAGAAAGUAAAAACCCUGGAGGAGAAAGUAAAAACCCUGGAAGAGAAAGUUGAAAACCUGCAGAAAGAAAACAAAGAGUGUCGGGUGGCGUUUUCUGCAUCUCUGUUCACCUCAGGAUCAGGACACAUGGGACCCUUCAAAGGUGUAGAGCCUACCAUCAUCUACAAAAAGGUUCACACCAAUUUUGGAAACGGCUACAAUUCAGAGACAGGGAUCUUCACCGUCCCGGUGAGGGGCGUGUACUUCCUGAGGAUGUACGCCCACUCUCACACCGGGGUCCGCAUGGCCGUCAGGCUGACGAAGAACGGAGAGGAUCAGUGCUCCGUCUACUCUCACAUGCCCAGUUCCACCAACGGCAACGCCAGCAACGGCAUCGUCCUGAGUCUGGAGAAAGGGGACGAGAUCUACACCAAACUGUGGGACAACUCCUGGGUUUACGACGACCCGAACAGGUACACCAGUUUCGGAGGGUUCUUACUCUUCCCCCUGUGA
Molecule: messenger RNA, 642 nt
Organism: Trichomycterus rosablanca
Lineage: Eukaryota; Metazoa; Chordata; Actinopteri; Siluriformes; Trichomycteridae
Gene: c1ql4l
Product: complement component 1, q subcomponent-like 4 like
Exons: 4
Coding region: 1-642 (213 amino acids)
Molecular function (GO): protein binding
Source: RefSeq, a predicted model, not a curated record